Molecule: messenger RNA, 456 nt
Organism: Bombyx mandarina (wild silkworm)
Lineage: Eukaryota; Metazoa; Arthropoda; Insecta; Lepidoptera; Bombycidae
Source: RefSeq, a predicted model, not a curated record
AUGCCUUCACCGUUGACUCAAAGACAGCUGCGACGUAGAUCAUUAUAUACUUCGCUAUAUUACGCUACCAGGGCGAUCGAUGAAAUAGCUUCGGAUAUGCAGACUGACCGUUGCCGGUGGUCCAGGAGUCUGCUGGGGCAUAGCUUCAGCAUGCCUCCGUUGUCUUCGUCAGAACGGAAUGACUGUGGCACGGUUAAUUUCUUUAAGGCGUGGCUAAUUGAACACGAGGAGGCGCAGGUGAUGUUGGCCAGUUUCCUGGUGGUGAUUGGUCUGUGGUGGCUGCUCCGUGCUGUCCUGACGUUGUUGGUUAAUUUGAUUAUACCAGUGCUCGUCGUGGUUUUGGCUGUUGUCUGCGUACCUCAGCUCCGUGCGCCGCUAUUGGGACAAAACUAUCCGGCUCUGGCGAAUCUAUUGCGAAGUAUAUUGAUGAAAAUGGCGGAAAAUAUCAAAACGUGA